Molecule: messenger RNA, 1546 nt
Organism: Phragmites australis (common reed)
Lineage: Eukaryota; Viridiplantae; Streptophyta; Magnoliopsida; Poales; Poaceae
Product: lecithin-cholesterol acyltransferase-like 1
Exons: 2
Coding region: 41-1381 (446 amino acids)
Biological process (GO): lipid metabolic process
Source: RefSeq, a predicted model, not a curated record
GGAGAGAAAGAAGCAAGAAACAAAAAUCAAGCGUCGCAGCAUGGAGGAGAGGCGCCCUCCACUGGCACUCGUGCCAACUGCGGUGAUGGUUAUGCUGUCGCUGAGCUCGUGCUGCGUGUCGGCGGCGAGGCCGGCCGCGGGGGGCGCCGAGCAGCAGCUGCACCCGGUGAUACUGAUCCCGGGAACCGGCGGCAACCAGCUGGAGGCGCGGCUGACGGAGGACUACAGGCCGUCCAGCCUGGUGUGCCGGGUGUGGCCGCCGGUGCGCGGGCGCGGCGGGUGGUUCCGCCUCUGGUUCGACCCAUCCGUGCUGAUCGCGCCGUUGACCAGGUGCUUCGCCGAGCGGAUGAAGCUCUACUACGACCCCGCCGCCGACGACUACCGCAACGCGCCCGGCGUCGAGACCAGGGUAUCCGACUUCGGCUCCACCUCCACCCUCCGCUACCUCGAUCCAAACCUCAAACUCCUGACGGGGUACAUGAACACUCUGGCUAGCACGUUGGAGAAGGCCGGGUACGAGGAGGGCCGCGACCUGUUCGGCGCACCGUACGACUUCCGGUACGGGCUAGCCGGGCCGGGGCACCCGUCACAGGUGGGCAGCGCAUACCUACAGCGCCUCAAGCUUCUCGUGGAGACGGCGUGCGUGGCCAACGGCGGGAGGCCAGCGAUCCUUGUGGCGCACAGCUUGGGAGGGCUGUUCGCGUUGCAGCUGUUGGCGCGCAACCCGCUCCCCUGGCGCACUGCGCACGUGAAGCGUUUGUUGACGUUGUCGACGCCGUGGGGCGGGUCGGUGCAGGAGAUGCUCACCUUCGCGUCGGGUAACACGCUGGGCGUGCCGUUCGUGGACGCGUCCAUCAUCCGCGACGAGCAGCGGACCUCCGAGAGCAACCUGUGGCUGCUGCCCACGCCCAAGGUGUUCGGCAACACCACGCUAGUGGUAUCGCGGUACCACAACCGGUCCUACUCCGCCAAGAACAUGACGCAGUUCCUACGGGACAUCGGUUUUGAGGAGGGGGUGGAGUCGUACCGCGUGCGGAUACGGCCGCUCGUGGAGGCCCUGCCGGAGCCUGGCGUGCCGGUGACGUGCCUAGUGGGCACCGGCGUGGACACGGUGGAGAGCCUCGUGUUCGGGGACGGCGGCUACGACGAGGGCCCCGAGAAGGUGGUGUACGGCGACGGGGACGGGACGGUGAACCUGGCCAGCCUCGUGGGGCCGAUCAAGGCGUGGUCCGACUCGCCUGCGCAAGUGAUCGAGGUGGUGGAGCUGCCCAAGGUGUCGCACUUGGGCAUCCUCAACGACAAGAACGCGCUCGAGCAGAUCAUCAGGAUCGUUGAUUCCAUCAAUCUGAACGCCACGAGCACGAGCUAUCAUCCGUCUUAAGGUGUUUUUUAGUAGACAACUGACUGAAAAGAAGUGUUAUUAUCGUUGAGAUUUGCUUAGCUCGCGAGUGGAACUUCGGCUUGGGAGGGUGCAUGUUUUUGUGCACAUUUGUCAAGCCAUCUUGUUAGAGGCAAAAAUAAGAGAAAAUUCCGGUUAAUUAUGAAA